AUGAUCGGAGAGGGCCGCGACGAGGCCGCCCGCCUUUACGUGCCUCCGCUCCUCGAGAACGAGGAGCACUACGCUAAUCCCGACACUUCCGAGGAUCUUCCACCACCCGAUGUUGAAGCUGGUAGCCCGCUGCCUAUCUGGCUGCAGGAGUCUUCCAAGUCCUUUCGCUGGGGUUGGGUGCCCUUGCCGCUCCGAAAAGCUGGUCGCGCGACUGCGAACUGGGUCAAGGGUCCCGAUCCACCGCAUAUGCUGCUCCUGAAACCGCUGUUCCCGCGCAUCCAGGAAUUACCCGUCCAAUACCUUGACCACUUCUUCCCUAAGCGCAAGCAGAAAGGCCUGCUCCUUGGUGUGCUAUACCUAUCGUGGUUUUUACCGUGCUUUUUGGUCCUUCUUCACUCUCGUUCGGCUGGCUACAUCGAAGGGUACGGACAGCUGCAGACCCUCUCAUGCGCUACGAACUUGUGGGAAUUUGAUAAUGGGUGUGGUCUAAACGGAAAUGACUGUCGUCCAUUCUCCUCAUCCACCAUUGCGUUCCGAUGUCCCGCCAAUUGCCGCGAUGCGAAACUGUUGGAGCCUCAUAUCGUCGGGAAUCAAUCCUUCAAUUACCAAGGACUCGUGAUCGGUGGACCACAACCCCGAUCUGAAGAUCCUGCAAUUUAUCGCGCUGACAGUUUUGUCUGUCAAGCUGCGAUCCAUGCUGGUGCCAUUUCCAAUGAUGGUGGCUGUGGUGUUGCUAAGUUGGAGGGUGCAGCGCACUCCUUCCCUUCGGUGAAACAGCAUGGGAUACUCUCUGUCGCGUUCCCAUCUACUUUCCCCAAGUCAUUCAGUUUCCUCCACCCGUCUUCCUCGCAAGCCAACUGUCCGUCAGAUCCCCGCUGGCCGCUUCUCGGAGUAACGGCUGCUGCCAUUGGAGUUCUCUGGCUGUUUUGUACUUCUCCGCCAAUCCUCUUCUUCAGUACAUUCUUUAUGGUGUUUAGCCAUACUGGAUUGGUUGGGGACCCUCCGUCCUAUCCUUAUCUGACGGACCUCGUUUCAAGCCUGUUGUCCAGGCUUUUGCCUGCCUCGUUUGUUGUAUAUGUGCUGUACAAAUUCUGCGCGGCGCCUCUCCUGCGACCAAUCUCUUCGCCCAUCUAUCAGCUCUCGAAGCUCCUUCUAUACCUGCCGCCUCUUUUCAUCGGUGCUCUCAACAAUUAUACUUUCGCGCGCUUGAUUCCCCUGCAACGCUUGACACCAAUGGACAUCCAACAACAGCCCGGGGCCAAGCUUGCCCUUGCAAUCGUGAUCCCAACCGUUAUCACGAUCAUCUUGACUCAAGCAUGGCAGAUCCGCCAGGGUGGACUAUUGCCUCGCUAUCUCAAGAUUUACUGCACAAUGGGUCUGAUCAUCCUUAUUCUUCUACCGCUUCCCGGUCUUCGGCUCCGAAUCCACCAUUAUAUCCUUGCCAUCCUUCUGAUGCCCGGCACUGCUUUCCCUACACGCCCUUCGUUGAUCUACCAGGGACUGUUGCUUGGGCUUUUCAUCAAUGGUGUUGCUAGGUGGGGCUUUGCGUCUAUUAUUGAGACCCCAGCUGCCCUUGGAGAGCUUGCUCCGGGACGUAGCGGGUCGAACGGAUGGUGGGGAUCUACAUACCCCAAUAUUACAAGUGCAUCCGUCGAGAUCUCUUUGCCUGACCCCGGGGCCGACGAACCUCAUUAUGGCAACGGCAACAUCACCUUUGCCCUGUGGGAACACGAGCGGAUGGCGAAACUCGCCGUGGAUGGAAUUUCGGUGUUGCUCAAUGAUGUAGAGCGCUGGCGUGGGUAUCUUGACGAGGACAAAGGCGGAGAGUUUACCUGGCACCGCCAUGGCCAUGACGGUUUGGAACUUUUAGAGAUGCCCGUGCUCAAUCGCCGUGAUACCGAGACUCCCGAUUUCAAGACACAAUCCGUUCUUCUUGUGGACAGCGACCCGAAGGACAAACCCGAAGACCUCUUCUUCCGGUUUGCUUUCCUACGAGGCGCCGAGGCAGGUGCGUACGGACCUGCUGGUGUCUGGAGAAGCGACGGAGUUUGGAUGUCCCCGACUUCUCCAAAGCAAUGA
Messenger RNA from Penicillium argentinense, 2079 nucleotides. Its product is annotated as LCCL domain-containing protein. The transcript is spliced from 2 exons. The record is from RefSeq and is a predicted model, not a curated record. NCBI's taxonomy places the organism in Eukaryota, Fungi, Ascomycota, Eurotiomycetes, Eurotiales, Aspergillaceae. The coding region runs from base 1 to 2079 and encodes 692 amino acids.